Hermetia illucens (black soldier fly) is the source of this 766-nucleotide messenger RNA. Its product is annotated as ADP-ribosylation factor-like protein 2-binding protein. The coding region runs from base 157 to 636 and encodes 159 amino acids. Lineage: Eukaryota; Metazoa; Arthropoda; Insecta; Diptera; Stratiomyidae. Gene Ontology annotation, cellular component: mitochondrial intermembrane space. The record is from RefSeq and is a predicted model, not a curated record. Gene Ontology annotation, biological process: maintenance of protein location in nucleus; positive regulation of tyrosine phosphorylation of STAT protein. The transcript is spliced from 3 exons.
GUUUUCUAUUAUACCGUUACCAAGGAUACGUUGCCCUAAUUGUCAAAACAAAAUUCAUGUUUCUCGAAAUUUUGUCUUGUUGGGUUUUGUUGUUGAUUCUGCUUCUAACAAUCUUCAAAGAACGUCCAGACUUUCACGAAAGCAAUCAAUUUGACAAUGAAUUCACAAAUUUUAGAUGAUUGUUCUCUGAUUUGUUAUGAUUUUAAACCAUGCACCGACUAUUUCGAUCAAGUAAUCGGUCACAUCGAGGAUAUCGUAAUGGAGAAGGAAUUCCAGUCUUUGCAAAAAUCCUUCAUGGAUAAGUACUGCGAUGUAUUCGAAGACACGGACGAAAAUAAACUUAUUUACAUGGAAAUAUUUCAAGACUAUACUCAAAUCAUUGAAGACUACAUUGAAAAGCAACUAAACGAGCGGAUGGGUAGUUUUGAUAUGGAUAAAUUCGCUGAAGAUCUAAGACUGAAACGGCCAAAUUUGGAUGGUGAAAUUUUCGACUUGCUUCUGUCCCUUUUUGACUUUGUCAUGUUCAAAGAAAUGAUUUUGGACUUUAAGGCUGAAAAAGAGGGAAAAUUCAACGACGUGCAACUUGGUAUAAUUGUAACAAAACUAACAGAGUUUGACGGGAGCUUCAUGAAAUAAUUGAACCUAAUUGUAAAUUUUUAUCGUAAUAUUUUUGCGUGAUGUAUUUGAUAUGUUUCCGAAGGAAUAUGUACUCGAGGGAUAUAUUUGUAUUUGCCAGUUUUCUUCAAUAUAAACAGAUUGUAAAUUC